This is a messenger RNA of Effrenium voratum, 609 nucleotides long. Lineage: Eukaryota; Dinophyceae; Suessiales; Symbiodiniaceae. The record is from the annotation of a GenBank genome assembly.
AUGGCUCUUUGGCAAGUUAUUGGAGGCGGCAGUACAGGUGGCCUCCUAGUUCGCGCAGGGCCGCACUUAGACUCAGAGGCAGAGCCGACACGUCUGCCACAUGGCGCGGUGGUCGUGGAGCUCCAGAAGACCUCGACACGUUUGCACUUUCGGCGCCUGGACGGCUCGCUGGAGGGCUGGGUGAGCCUGUCUUUGAAGGGUCGCCCCUUGCUGCGGCCAGUGAUACUGGCCAGCAGGCAGCACUUGGAAGACCUUUGCCAGGAGAAUGGAAUUCAGCCACUGCGCUCCACAGACCUUGAGCUGUACUGCCUGUUGACUGAGCUGGGUGUGGAGGUGCCUAUGGCUCCGCAUGCGGAAGUCGCGCUGCAGCCGGCAGUGAUGGAAUCAGCGCCGGUGGGCCGCGCCACAGGGCCGACUGGCGCUCCUGGUGCUGCUGGUGCUGGCGCUUGGACGGGGGACGUGGAGGUGUUUGAUGCCUACCAGACGGAUCCGUACCAGAUCUUCGGCAUCCCCUACGAUGCGACGGACGCGGCCAUCAAGUCCGCCUACCGGAAGCUGUCCCUGAAGGUCCAUCCAGACCGCUGCCCAGGACAGGAGCAGGGCACUUGA